Jaculus jaculus (lesser Egyptian jerboa) is the source of this 2406-nucleotide messenger RNA. RefSeq names its product G protein subunit gamma 7 (gene Gng7). Gene Ontology annotation, biological process: G protein-coupled receptor signaling pathway. Gene Ontology annotation, cellular component: heterotrimeric G-protein complex. Gene Ontology annotation, molecular function: G-protein beta-subunit binding. The transcript is spliced from 4 exons. The record is from RefSeq and is a predicted model, not a curated record. Lineage: Eukaryota; Metazoa; Chordata; Mammalia; Rodentia; Dipodidae. The coding region runs from base 178 to 384 and encodes 68 amino acids.
CGGAGGGAGCCCCCCGCUGGCGGCCCGGGCGGCUGGGUUGGGCUGCGCAGCGGGGCUGAGACGGUGGUUCGGGCCCAGCGCUGAGACAGAAAACUCGGCGUGGGAACCUUGGUGUUGGGCGCAGCAGGGACUUGGGCACAGCUCUCUCUUGACGCUGGGGUCCACUGAUGGCACACAAUGUCAAGCACUAACAACGUCGCUCAAGCCCGAAAGCUGGUGGAACAGCUUCGCAUUGAAGCUGGCAUCGAGCGUAUCAAGGUCUCCAAAGCCUCAUCAGAGCUCAUGAGCUACUGUGAGCAGCACCACAGGAACGACCCCUUGCUGGUUGGCGUCCCCGCCUCGGAGAAUCCGUUUAAAGACAAGAAGCCUUGCAUCAUCCUAUAGCCUCCCCCCACCCCAGCCUCAGCCCCGGGGACCUCCCACAGACCGCCCCAACCCGGGAGUGGUGUCUUGCAGCUACCUCCCAGUGGGCCUACCUGAGGCACCUGGCAGCGAGGUAAAAGCUUCUUCGCACUGCUCGUUGCAGGUGCUGGGAGAUGGCUGCGUGUGUAAAGCGCCUGGCACACAAGGGUGAGGGCCAGAGCGCAGUCCCCAGAACCCAUGUGAAAACGCCGCGUGCGGUGACAGGCGUCUGCCCUGCCAGCGCUGGGGAGGUAGAGACCGGAGGAUCCCUGGGCUUGCUGAUCGGCCAGCCAAGCCUACUUGUUGAGCUCUAGGUCCAGUGAGACCCUGUCUCCUGACGAAGAACACUUGAGGUUGUCCUCUGCCACCACACUUGGGCGAACACACACACGCACGCACGCACGCACACACACACACACACACACACAAACAUGACAAGUAGCCCAAACCUCCCAGUUGCUAUUUGGAUGAUUCAGAGCAGUAAGGAGAGAUCAGGUGGCCUUGCUGUGUGGCCGUUCUCUCAAAAGUAACCAUUGGUGAAAGCCUAUCCCCAGUUAUGAACAUAUAUAUAUAUAUAUAUUUUUUUUUUUUGAGGCAAGGUCUCAUUCUAGCCCAGGCUGGCCUUGAAUUCACAGUUGUACCCCUGCCUUAGCCUCCUGAGUGAUGGGAUGAAAGGCAUGUGUCACCACACCUGGCUGGUAUUUUCUUUUCCUUCCUUCCUUCCUUUUCCAAUUUCUUUCAUUCUUUGUUUUCUAAGGCAGGGGUCUAAUUGGGAUACAGAUGUGGCUUGACAUAAUGAAUAUUUGCUCCAUUUAAAACAAUCAUUAUUCAAGCCAAGCAUGGUGGCUCACGCCUUUAAUCCCAGUGUUCAGCAGGUGAAGGCAGGAGGAUUGCCAUGAAUUCCAGGUUGGCCUAGGCUAGGGUGAGACCCUGCCUUGAGAAAAAUCAUCAUCCCAUGAUGCUGGUUCCAAUCCGAGGCUACAGCUAUUGCUGUGCCCUGCCACAUAAACCACACAUGCAUUUGUGGGGUAGGGAUGGGGGAUUUUGUGGCAAAAUGUACCCUGUGUCACCAAAUGUCACCCUUUCAUAUAGUACUGUUCACCUCCCCACCAAACCCUUUCCCAGGGAACUGGAUUCAUCCAGGAAAUGGAUGUUCAGGUCUUGUCCCAGGUUACAGCCACGUGGUGGCUGGUAGUUCCCUGUUUUCUCCCAGUUCCUGUGGUCAACAUGGUCAUCAUGUGACACACACACACACACACACGAUAGGGGGUGGUCCUUGCUUGGUGGGUGAGACAGUCCUUAUGCUUCAGCUGUAAAAAGCUGUUAAGUUGCCUCUAAGUGUCUGCAAAGGACUCUGGGAGAUAAGGCCCUAUGUCCCCUUUGUGGUCCCUGCUGGGUAGGAACCCGGGACCUCUGGUGUGAGGACCAGAGGCAUGUUUGCCUUGGGACUCUACCAUAUCAGAGGGCCAACUUUUUCUCUCCAUGGCCUUUGCCCAUACUAUAUCCCCAGCCCUCUCUGUUUUGUUUUUAAAUUUACUGUGAGUGAGGGUCAGCUAAGUUGGCCAGGUUGGCCUUGAAUUUAGGAUCUUCCUGCCUCAGGUUCACAGGUAGCUGGGAUAACAACUGCACCAGCAUGCUCAGUAUAGGGCUGUUUUUUAGGAUGAUUUUGUCCACUGUCAGGACAAUGAUAGGGACAGAGAGAAAUCAGCCAGUUGAACCCACAGCCAUGCUAACAUUGGGGACCCACAUGGUCCUGGACUCAGAGUCUGCAGCUUCCUGUCUCCUAGGAUGGAACUAGUAUAGAAGCAAACACUGAAAGCCAAACUGACAGCAAAUAAAGUCCACAAACCCAUCCCAGGCGCCAUGCAACGCAAGCCUAUGAUCCCAGUACUUGGGAGGCUGAGGCAGGAGGAUCACCAUGAGUAGAAGGCUGACCUGGUCAACAGAGUGAGUUCCAGGUCAGUCUGGGCUAGAGUGAGACUCUGCCUUAAAAAAAAUUUAAUA